UGUAUUGCUCUCUAAUUCUCUCAAAGUCGCUCUUUCUCUUCCCAUUCGGUUUCAAAUCCGAACAAAGAAGAAUAUUUCAAUCACUCUUAAGAAAAUCUUUCACUUUUGCUCUUACUCAACCUCAAGUCAUGGCAGGAUCAGCACCAGAAGGUACACAGUUUAAUACGCGUCAGUUUGAUCAAAAGCUCAAUGAAGUCCUGGAGGGACAAAAUGAGUUCUUCACCUCCUAUGAUGAGGUCCAUGAGAGCUUUGAUGCCAUGGGUUUGCAAGAGAACCUUCUUAGGGGUAUCUAUGCUUAUGGUUUUGAAAAGCCUUCUGCUAUUCAGCAAAGAGGAAUCGUACCCUUUUGCAACGGUCUUGAUGUGAUCCAGCAGGCACAGUCCGGUACUGGCAAAACCGCUACGUUCUGCUCUGGUGUCUUGCAGCAGCUUGAAAUCACCCUUGUCCAGUGCCAGGCUCUAGUCCUGGCUCCCACCAGAGAGCUUGCGCAGCAGAUUGAGAAGGUCAUGCGUGCUCUAGGAGAUUACCUUGGCGUCAAGGUACAUACCUGUGUUGGUGGAACCAGUGUUGUUGAGGAUCAGCGUAUCCUCCAAGCUGGUGUCCAUGUUGUCGUUGGAACACCUGGUCGUGUCUUUGACAUGCUCCGAAGACAAUCUCUUCGCUCUGACUGUAUAAAGAUGUUUGUUCUUGAUGAAGCUGAUGAAAUGCUCUCCCGUGGUUUCAAGGAUCAGAUCUAUGACAUAUUCCAGCUUCUCCCACCAAAGAUUCAGGUGGGAGUGUUCUCAGCUACAAUGCCACCAGAAGCUCUCGAGAUCACAAAGAAGUUCAUGAGCAAACCAGUGAGAAUCCUGGUGAAACGUGACGAGCUAACGCUUGAAGGUAUCAGGCAGUUUUACGUGAACGUGGAGAAAGAAGAGUAUAAGCUCGAAACUCUCUGUGACCUCUACGAUACUUUAAACAUUACUCAGGGUGUCAUCUUCGUCAACACUCGUCGCAAGGUGGACUGUCUCACAGACCAAAUGAGAAGCCGUGACCACACGGUCUCGGCCACUCACGGAGACAUGGACCAAAACACGAGAGACAUUAUCAUGAGAGAGUUUAGGUCUGGUUCUUCUCGUGUUCUUAUCACAACCGAUCUCUUGGCUCGUGGUAUCGAUGUGCAGCAAGUGUCUCUGGUUAUCAACUUUGACCUCCCAACACAGCCUGAGAACUAUCUUCACCGUAUAGGUAGAAGUGGAAGGUUUGGGAGGAAAGGUACGGCGAUUAACUUUGUGACUCGUGAUGAUGAGAGAAUGCUUACUGAUAUUCAGAAAUUCUACAAUGUUGCUGUUGAGGAGCUUCCAUCAAAAAUCGAUGACCUGCUUUGAAGAAAGAAAAGAAAACCACCGUUGUUAGCUGGUAAAGAAUAAAAAGGUUACUUGUCUCGCAAGCUUCUUAUUUUAUUUUUGACCCAUAUGUCUCUUAGAAUUAUACACCAACUCUUUGGAACAUA
This is a messenger RNA of Brassica oleracea var. oleracea, 1492 nucleotides long. Its product is annotated as eukaryotic initiation factor 4A-1-like. The transcript is spliced from 5 exons. The coding region runs from base 129 to 1367 and encodes 412 amino acids. NCBI's taxonomy places the organism in Eukaryota, Viridiplantae, Streptophyta, Magnoliopsida, Brassicales, Brassicaceae. Gene Ontology annotation, molecular function: RNA helicase activity; ATP binding; RNA binding. The record is from RefSeq and is a predicted model, not a curated record.